This is a messenger RNA of Lycium ferocissimum, 2722 nucleotides long. RefSeq names its product pentatricopeptide repeat-containing protein At2g21090. The coding region runs from base 201 to 2012 and encodes 603 amino acids. The record is from RefSeq and is a predicted model, not a curated record. Gene Ontology annotation, molecular function: protein binding; RNA binding. Lineage: Eukaryota; Viridiplantae; Streptophyta; Magnoliopsida; Solanales; Solanaceae. Gene Ontology annotation, biological process: RNA modification. The transcript has 2 exons.
AGAAAAUAUUUUUCAAAAUAUAUGAUGGAACCAAACAAUGCAAAAUGUUUGACCAAACACAACCUUAAUAAAAUUUGACCACAAUGAGCCUUAUUCCCGACGGUUCGGCCCCAGGGUGGUCACAAUGAACUGAUCUUGCCGGAACUUCCAUCUCCGCCCCCAAUUUAAAGCAUUCCAUUCUGUCAUGUUUCCUUUCUGCAAUGCCCACUUUACCCUUACCUGCCAAAGCAAAGCUCAAUAAUUAUUCAUGCUUACUGCAAAAAAUUCUCAAUCUCUCUUCUCAAGGCUAUCUUAAACAAGCCUUCAAUUACCUUAACAUCCUAACCCGUAAAGGCAUUCGUUUAGACACUAAAACUCUAGCUUCUCUUAUUCAACAAUGUGCUAAUUUUAGGUCACGUAAAGAAGGAAAAUGGAUCCAUUUGUAUCUCAAAACCACUGGUUGGAAACACCCUAAUACAUUAUUAGCCAAUCAUUUGAUUAAUAUGUAUGGUAAAUGUGGUGAUCAUAUUGAAGCACGUAAGGUGUUCGAUAAAAUGACUAACAGAAAUUUGUAUUCUUGGAAUAAUAUGCUUUCUGGGUAUACUAAGUUAGGUAUGAUUAAGGCUGCUAAAAGGUUGUUUGAUAAAAUGCCUGAGAAAGAUGUUGUUUCUUGGAAUACUAUGGUGAUUGGUCACGCGCAAGUUGGCUACGUUAACGAGGCGAUAAAGUUGUAUAGAGAGUUUAGGAGGUUAAGUAUUGGGUUUAAUGAGUAUAGUUUUGCUGGGGUUAUCACUGCUUGUGUUAAGUCUAGGGAUUUUUGUCUCACAGGGCAGGUUCAUUGCCAAGUAUUCGUCGUUGGGUUUUUAUCUAAUAUAGUUCUUUCUAGUUCGAUUGUUGAUGCGUAUGCAAAAUGUGGGAAGAUGAGCGAUGCUAGGAGGUUGUUUGAUGCGAUGAGAGUAAAAGACGUUCUUGCCUGGACCACCUUGGUUUCAGGCUAUUCAAAGUGUGGUGAUAUGUUGUUGGCUAGGGAGCUUUUUGAAGCAAUGCCUGAAAAGAAUCCUGUUUCUUGGACAGCUUUGGUUGCUGGUUAUUCCCACUGUGGCAUGAACAUUCAGGCCAUUGAGUUAUUUGCAAAAAUGAUGAAGCUUCAGGUCCGACCUGAUCAGUUUACGUUUAGUAGUUGCCUAUCUGCUUGUGCUGGUAUAGCAUCACUCAAGCAUGGUAAGCAAAUACAUGCAUUUCUGGUGAAUGCUGGUUUCAGGCCUAAUACAAUUGUUCUAAGCUCUCUUAUUGAUAUGUAUUCGAAAUGUGGAAGUUUGGAAGUUGCAAGUAGAGUAUUUGAUACGGCAUAUAACAAGCAUGAUGUAGUAUUAUGGAAUACUAUGUUGUCUGCAUUAGCACAACAUGGUAUGGGUGAAGAGGCAAUUGAAAUGUUUUUUAAGAUGGUGAAGUUUGGAGUGAAACCGAACCGAAUCACUUUUGUUAUCCUUCUCAAUGCUUGUAGUCAUUCAGGGCUAGUGCAAGAAGGGCUUUCCUUUUUUGAGACAAUGACCUCUAAUUAUGAUGUUCUUCCCGAUCAAGAACAUUAUGCAUGCAUAAUUGACCUCUUGGGUAGAGCAGGACGUUUUAGUGAAGUGCUAGUUCAGAUAAAGAAGAUGCCUUGUGAACCUGAUGAUCAUAUUUGGAAUGCCUUACUUGGUGUUUGUAGGAUUCAUGGAAAUGUGGAGUUGGGUAGAAUGGCUGCAGAACUGCUAAUAGAGCUGGACCCACAGUCUCCUGCCGCAUAUUUGCUGUUGUCAAGUAUUUAUGGUGUACUUGGGAUGUGGGAAAAUGUAGAGAAAGUGAGACAGCUUAUGAAUGAGAGACAUGUCAGAAAAGAGCAGGCAGUUAGUUGGUUAGAGAUUGAACAUAAAUUGCUUCCAUAUUUUGGGUGCAACAAGUCGAAUACUCUAGAGAAAGAUGGACACGCGAUUUUGCAACUGCUAGCUGAUCAGAGAAAUGAUGAUGAUCUAUUACAUGAUAGUGAAAGCUGAGUGACCACAUCCUAAUAUUUUCUGCUCCUGCGUCUUCCUCUUCCUCCUGGAACAAUUUGCUAUCCACCUGCUUUUCUUAAUUUCUUGUUAACAAAGCUGGCAAGUAGAUGUCAGAUGCAUGCAUUGAGCCAGCAUCCGAUUUUCAGCCAAACCUUGUCAAUACAUUCAUACUUGGGGGGAUUGAUGCUACAGGUAGCAACCUUUGCUGUGAAGUACAUGGCCCACCCUUUCAACGGGCGCAAACCAGGAAAUAAGCCACUCAUAUGUACUCUUUUGGCUGUCGUGGGAUUCUUCACAAUUAUCACUUCUGAUUUGUUUGGGGACUUAAAUGACUGGUUGAAGUUAGUUCCUAUGCCAACAGCGUUAAGAGAUAAGCAGCUGGUUUGGCCAUUGGUGACGUUUUUGGCCUGCUGCCUGGGAAAGAUUGUUGAGGACUUGAGGUGGGCUUUCCCUAGUAAGAUGCCUGCCUGGAAGCAACAGCGACGUCAAGUCUAGAAAUAGAAGCGCUAUUAGUUUCUUAAGUUGUCAUGAUUGAGAACAUUUAUCGGUUGUGCACGCCAAGGGUUUAGACCAUGCAGGUCCUCAGUAAUAGCUAUAUUCAGGGCCUGCUGGAUCAUAUUUUUGUAGUAUUGAAAGAUAAAUCCAAAAAAAUUCUGGAUUUUAUUUAUUGUCAUCUCCAAUCAUACCUAAAAUUUUGCUGGAUUUUGAUA